This is a messenger RNA of Sungouiella intermedia, 1560 nucleotides long. NCBI's taxonomy places the organism in Eukaryota, Fungi, Ascomycota, Pichiomycetes, Serinales, Metschnikowiaceae. The record is from the annotation of a GenBank genome assembly.
AUGAAAACUUGCUGGUACAACAAGAGCAAGGGUAAGGAUCGAGAGAAAGAACUGAGUUUUGAGAAAAUCAAUGGAACUUCGAAAGAUUCAACUGAGAAUCUUACGAACCACACUCACAAUGAUCAUACAGAGAAUGGAAAUUACGAAAUUGCCAAUUUGCCUAGUCCCGCAGUUUCAAAAUGGUUGGACGACCUAGCUAAGUCAGAGGUCCAGGCACUCACACCUUCAGCGUUUUUCAACGCAACCGAAAAGAUGUUCCUCGAGUCCCUAGACUUUCUGUUGGAAGCAGGCCAGUCAGUGCAGUCAGCUCAAUCAAGUCCACCUGAACAGGAUGAGUAUGAGGGACAGCGUAUGGAGCUUUUGGCCUCGUGCAUGUUGAACUCGGUGGGGAUCCCAGAACCUCAAGGUGAGCUCUUGUGCUACUUCAUCAACGAGGUUUCGAUGCUCUUAUUUUCAGAUAAGACCAGUACGCGGUUUCUUACAACGGUGAUACCGCUUUGUCUAGCUGAUACUCGAGUUCGGUUCCCAAUUCUUGCAAUUGCCAGCUCUCACAGGCUCAAUAGCAUCACUGCUGACUCCAACUUGGACAUCAUGAGGGAUGCUGUUAAGUAUCGGAGUAUGGCGCAGUGUUGUUUGGCAGGAAAGAAUGACGAUUUUUUCGACGAUACAGAAAACGUUCUUUUAAGCCUUUGCCUUGUGUCAAUCCAGGAAAUCUUCGAAGGUAAUUCUCUAUACUGGAGCAGCGCGCUUGAGAAGGGUUCAGAUAUAAUAAGAGUCCGUGGUGGCUUGAACAAGGUGUCCAAAAUGUCUCCUUUGUCUAUCCAGCUCUUUUGCUAUCUCGAUCAUGUUUCGUCGCUCAGUACAUGUGCUGUGCCGCUCAUGGAUAGGUCAAGGAACAAUCCGUAUGCCAAUUACAACGGAAACCACGUCGAGGAUAUUUUGAAUUGCAAGUUUGGAUUUCGAUACGGGUUUGCUGGCGAUCUCUUUAAGAUUAUGGGUAACAUUUCUACGUUGGCAGCCCUACGGUCUGCCAGACACCAGUCUCCAGAGUAUGAAAAGCUGUUUGACUCGCUAGCUAAUUUGAUUGAGAUGAAAUUGCAACAUUGGUCCCCAUCGAAUAUGGACAUCAUGAAUAAUUUCCUGCUUAACGAGCAAUUGGACUCUCACAAGAUGACACUUUCGUCAUACUGGCUAGCACUCCAAUGGUCGUGUUUUCUUCGCCUCCACCAAAUCCGUCAAGGCUACAAUCGACAGGAUUCUCGAGUUUCUGCUUGCUUGUCUAUCAUUCUCAAAUCGCUCAAGUCUAUCGAGAAUUCCACACUGAUAGAAACAGGACUCAUGUUUCCUCUCAUUAUGGCCGGUCUGGUUUGUGUCGAACAAUCUGACCGAGAUUACAUCUUAUCUCGAAUUCGGUCCAUUAAGGAAAAAUUGCGAUUCAGUUAUAUCGGCGAGUUCGAACGAUUACUACAUGCCGUCUGGGCUCGAGAUAACGACGAAGGUGAUUUUGUCAACUGGGCAAAGAUCCGUUUCUAUCAGUUUCCGGGAUUAGUAAUGUUCUAA